Molecule: messenger RNA, 568 nt
Organism: Neurospora tetraspora
Lineage: Eukaryota; Fungi; Ascomycota; Sordariomycetes; Sordariales; Sordariaceae
Exons: 4
Coding region: 74-568 (164 amino acids)
Source: RefSeq, a predicted model, not a curated record
ACAACAUUUAACCAAAAUCGCGCUCACCGACCUACCACCUCUCUUCCAAACACCGAAACAACAUCCAGACAAAAUGUCCACCAACAUGUACACCGAGGGCAUCAUCUCCAUGAUCAAGAGAUCUGAGGACAAAUAUCCUCAUGAUUAUCCCACCGCAACUCGUAUGGGCUACGCGGCCGGCCUGGUCGGCUUAGUUGCCCUCACCGUGUCGGACGACUACAUGGCCGAAGAGUUUUACGACACCAUUCGGGGCUAUGCGGCUACUCUCCGACAGGAGCGCGCCUUGGCUGAGACCGACGAGUCGACCGCGAAGCUCCUCAGCAGGGAGUUUAUUUGCUACGACAUCCUUGACCUUGUUUCCGACCUCGAGCACAAUCACAAUGCGACCAAGGCCAAUAGGGAUGUCGUCUCGAACAACGCCGUUACCGUCAACGAGGGCAUUGAAAGCGUCAUCAACAUGAACGCUGUCGUCCAAGCCGAGGAGGACACCGAGUUCGUCCUGAUCAACGAGGUCGAGAGCGAUGCGAGCCACUCUGAGGCGGAUUCCUCCGAGUGGGAACUGGUUUGA